Lachancea nothofagi CBS 11611 is the source of this 288-nucleotide messenger RNA. The record is from the annotation of a GenBank genome assembly. NCBI's taxonomy places the organism in Eukaryota, Fungi, Ascomycota, Saccharomycetes, Saccharomycetales, Saccharomycetaceae.
AUGUCCAGUAAAGUCCCUGUACACAGAUUGCCACCUCUGCCAAGACUGAAGGUGAAGAAACCUAUCAUUCAACAGGAAACAAAUAAAUGUUUGGUACUCAUGUCCAAUCUGCUACAAUGCUGGUCAUCUAACGGCCACAUGAACCCAGCCUGCGAGAGUUUGGUCAGCGAAUUGAAACUGUGCUCGUCGGAAAAAGCGAUGGGAAAAAAUUCUGGAGUUCAAAAGAGCAACAUCAACUAUCAUGCGGCCAGACUUUACGACCGGGUUUCUGGUAAACCUCACGAUUGA